CGAAUCACUAUUCGGAUCAGUUGCCGACGAUCAGCGCCUCAUGAUUUGGGACACACGUUGCAACAACACAUCGAAGCCAUCACACACCGUCGACGCUCACAUUGCUGAAGUGAAUUGCUUGAGCUUCAAUCCAUACUCGGAAUUCAUUCUGGCCACUGGGUCAGCCGAUAAAACUGUUGCUCUGUGGGACUUGCGUAAUCUCAAACUGAAAUUGCACUCGUUUGAGUCGCACAAAGACGAAAUUUUCCAAGUUCAAUGGUCGCCACAUAACGAAACCAUUUUGGCAUCGAGCGGUACCGAUCGCCGUUUGCACGUGUGGGAUUUGUCGAAAAUUGGAGAGGAGCAAUUUGCUGAGGAUGCCGAAGAUGGUCCGCCAGAGUUACUGUUCAUUCACGGUGGCCACACUGCUAAGAUUUCAGAUUUCUCGUGGAACCCCAACGAACCAUGGAUCAUUUGCUCCGUUUCGGAAGACAACAUUAUGCAAAUUUGGCAAAUGGCUGAGAACAUCUACAACGACGAAGAACCAGAAAUACCAGUCAAUGAACUCGAGCAACCCGCCGCUUAAUUUUAACCAAUACAUCUCUUUCAUUUCAAAUCUAACAUUUUCAGUUAUUUUAUAAAAUACUUCUCAAUGACUUCAGAUAAUCACAAACCAUUCCUUCAUCUGCUCCAACCCUAUUGAUGUCAUCGUAGUCUAAGAAUAAAUACCAGGUUCAAUGAAAUGAUAGUUGCUUUUGUUUUUAAAUUGAUGAAUAAACUUUCUCUUUUAAUUUAAAA
Sitodiplosis mosellana (orange wheat blossom midge) is the source of this 777-nucleotide messenger RNA. Its product is annotated as chromatin assembly factor 1 p55 subunit. Gene Ontology annotation, cellular component: nucleus; NuRD complex; ESC/E(Z) complex. The coding region runs from base 41 to 565 and encodes 174 amino acids. Gene Ontology annotation, molecular function: histone binding. The record is from RefSeq and is a predicted model, not a curated record. Gene Ontology annotation, biological process: regulation of gene expression. Lineage: Eukaryota; Metazoa; Arthropoda; Insecta; Diptera; Cecidomyiidae. The transcript has a single exon.